CGAGCCGGGCGGGCCCCGACCGCCACCCUGCCGCAAUUUCCCUGUGUCAUGGCUCCGGUCUCUUAGCAACAGCCGCCAGUCCGGCCGCCCCGAGCCGCCGCCGCGGGCUCAACUCCACCCGGCGGAGCCCGGCGCGCCGCAGCCACACAAAAGAGGCGCGAGGGCCGGCGGCGCGGCUGCAGGGGCCCGCCCGGGAGCACCGCGCUAGGAGACGCCGCCUGCGGGAGGAGGAGCGGCGGAGAGGAGGGCUCCGAGACGGGAUGCGGGAUGCGGAGGACCUGACACUUCUUGGAAACUCUUGGAAAUGGCUCCCGCCACGGCGCCGGAGGGGGCUGCGAGCCUGGGGCGGGCGCUCGCCCCCGCGGGGCUGCUGAGCGGCGCUCCGAUGAAGGGCCCCGGGGCGCUGUCCCUGCGCUCCGCCGUCGGCUCGGGCUGAAAAAGUUUCUCCAUGGUUCCUUUGUGUUGCCCGAGCGCCCGUUCGCCGGCCCCGACCUCCCCCGGUCUCCCUGGCAGGAGGAGGUGGCUGAGCAGCUAGUGGGCAGUUGGCGCCCUCCCUGCGCAAGCCUCCACCCCAGAGGCUAGUCCCGCACUCCACGAGUUCGCCAUGAUCGCCACCGGAGGCCUGUUGAGAAUUUCUGCCAGAAAGCAGGAUCCACUCCGCCCCCCAAGCCAGAUCCCCAAGCGCAAGCGGAAAGCCAAGAAGAGGCGCAAGAACGACGUGGUGGUGGUGAAAGGCAAGCUGAAGCUGUGCUCCAUCUCAGGGCUCAUUGCCCUCUGCGGGAUCCUGGUGCUGCUGGUGGGCAUAGCCAUGGCGGUGGUGGGCUACUGGCCAAAGGCCAGUGGGGCCAAUCGGGAGGGGGGUAACCAGCUGCCACCUGAGGGCAGCCGCCACCGAGUCCCGACCACCGCCAACAGCAGCAGCAGUGGCAGCAAAAACCGGUCCAGGAGCCACCCUGGGGCUCCAGGGGGUGUCAACUCCAGUUCCGCGGGCACGCCGAGGAGCACGCCUCCAGCGCGAGUCGCCGCCCCUUCCUCCUCUUCCACGUCUGUGGGCUUCUUCUUCCGAAUCUUCUCUGGCUACCUGCACUCUGACAAGCUUAAGGUCUUCGGGCCCCUCAUCAUGGGCAUCGGCAUCUUUCUCUUCAUCUGCGCAAAUGCGGUGCUCCAUGAGAACCGGGACAAGAAGACCAAGAUCAUCAACCUGCGGGACCUCUACUCCACCGUCAUCGACGUGCACAGCCUCCGCGCCAAAGACCUGGCGGCCGCCGCCGCAGCAGCGGCCGCAGCCGCCUCCUCGUCGUCGUCUGCCCCCGCCGCGGCGGCCCCCGGGGCCGUACCGCUCAACGGCUUCCUCAGCUACGUGCAGUCGCGGGGCCUGGAGCUGAAGCCCGGGAGCUGCGGUGGCGCCGGGGACGCCUUCGGAGCGGCGGCGAUGCUGGCCAAGGGCUCGUGGCAGCUUCAACCCGCGGCGCUGAGCGGCGGCCGACGCCGGGGCGCCGCGUCCCCGCCAGACUUGGCCUCUUCCCCGCGCUGUCCGCGGGAGCCCCCGAGUCUGGCCGAAGCGGUGUACAGCGUCUACCGCGAGCGCUCCGGCGUGGCCGGCCGUCGCCGGGCCGCCGCCGCGGCCGCCAGCAGCUGCAGCAGUCCGGCUCCCUGCAGCCCACCCGAGAGCUGGGGGCGCCAGAGCACCGCCAGCUCCCUCGUGGGCUCCUCGCUGAGCGCCUUCGCGCUGCUGCCCUUGCAAAGAGACCGCGACAGGGACAGGGACGGGGACGCGGAGGGCGCUAGCUGCAGCUGGCAGAUGCCGCCGGGGGAACGCGGCUCCCUAGAGAUCCCGAGGGGCGAGCUUGACCUGAGCAUGACCAACCUCCGCGGAGCCAAGGGCAGCGUGCGCCUGGCGCGCGGGGAGCUGGAGGAGCCCGAAGGCGCGGUAGCUGCGCGCGCCACCAGGGGGCAGGGCGGCCGCUUGCCCAGGACCGGCAGGUACGCGGCCUUGCGGCGCCGCAGCACCAGCGGGCUCCCGGACUACAGGGCGCCGCCGUCCCCCGAACCCCCGCCCUCCCGGGGCAGUGCGGACCCUGACUCCAGCCCUCUGGCCAAAGCCGCCUCCACCUCGCCACCCCUGCGGCUAGAGGACUCGCCCCCCACCAGGCGGAACUCGGGGAGCUCCCAGUCGGAUGACCCAUCCAGCAGCAAUAAGGGCUACGCCCCCCUGCAGGAGGCCGGCACCUCCUCUGAGUCGGUCUUGGACGCAGUAGCGGGUCAAACGCCAGACUCUGUGGUCGCCCCUUCUCCGGAUGCGGAGCAGAGUCUCCCGGAGGGUGCCACUCAAGAGCCACCCACGGCCGAGCAACCUCAGCCGAUGCAGAGGCAGUUUACAAACAAAGAGAAACUCUUCAUGAUUUCCAGGUCUCAUACCACAGGGGUAGAAGAAGGAGAACUGGAAAGCACAGACAUUUAGAGAGGGGGAAGAAGGAGAGAAAAAACGGGAGAAACGCCUACUUGAAUCAGUGCAUUAACAGGUCCCUGUUUCUUUUGUGGACUUAUCCGAGGACAUCAUUCAAUAUCCAAAGAGCUGCAGAAUGUUAUCCUUGAAUUGCGUCCACAAGAUUCCUGUAGAUAACGCCAAGGAAUUUUUUUUAAAGCGAACUAGUCUUUUUAUGUCCGAUGGUGAUUGUAUGUUCAAUGAAAACCAAAUGUGUUAAAAGGUCAGCAAUCUAGUCCAUUAGAUAAAAAUUCUUUUAAUUUUCUUAGGAUCAAAAUAAUAUAUUUUUGACGGCAACUGUGCACUUUACUCCAAUUUUUUUUUUAAUCUCUAAUUUUCCGACCCCUGUACUCUGCGCUGGUUUUGCCCAUAGCCGCUUGCAAAUGGCAGGCUUUUUUUCUCCCUCCCUUUGCGAAACAUAGAAGAGUUUGUCUCAGUUUUCAUAUGUUACUUACUGAAGUCAAAGCCAAAAGUGUGAGUAAUUCAGGAAAGAACACUUUCCUUGCCCCACCCUACUCUGCUCACCCAAUGCCCAAAAGCUUCUUUAUUUUUUAAAAAGGUGCGUAUGUUUUGCUACUAGGGUAUGUGGUGGAGACUGGAGGGGGCCAGGAACUAGAUGGACUGUUACAUUCCGAAAUUUAUAUCAAGUACACUAUGCUUUAUUGAGUGUUAUCACACCUGUAUUGAAAAUAGCAUUAAUAUUUAAAAUCUUUUUAAUAAAAGAAGUUUCCAAACAAACAGUUAAACAUAAUAUUGCCUCAUUUUGCCUUGGAGCUAGCUCAUAUGGUACAUUUAAAAUAUUUUGCUAUGACACUGCUACCAGGAUUGUUGUGAUCUUUCCCUAAAGUACUCAACACCAUUGUCAAAUGUCCAGUGUAAUUUUAGGCUUAAAAUGUAGGGUAGUAUUUAGCAUUUGGGAAUUUCUCUUUCAAAUAGAAUGAAAAGUUAAGUAAAUAGUAAUUUCCUAUGAUACAUCUUGUUUACCUCCAAGCAUUAAUUUGCAAAGCACCAGGCUUAAUAUUCCCUUCCCAUCCUCUUGGAUAUCACUGAUUAUAAGUUCAUGGUCUUGAAUCCAUGGCCUGCAUAGGCAAAAAGAUAAUGUUUUAAUAAUUUGAUAGAUUGCUUACACCUGAUGUCAUUAAAAGUGAAUUUGUUAAUUUUCAAAA
Molecule: messenger RNA, 3651 nt
Organism: Callithrix jacchus (white-tufted-ear marmoset)
Lineage: Eukaryota; Metazoa; Chordata; Mammalia; Primates; Cebidae
Gene: TMEM200C
Product: transmembrane protein 200C
Source: RefSeq, a predicted model, not a curated record